Messenger RNA from Elgaria multicarinata webbii, 3035 nucleotides. RefSeq names its product solute carrier family 5 member 11 (gene SLC5A11). Gene Ontology annotation, biological process: transmembrane transport. Gene Ontology annotation, cellular component: plasma membrane. Bases 17 to 2062 code for a protein of 681 amino acids. Lineage: Eukaryota; Metazoa; Chordata; Lepidosauria; Squamata; Anguidae. Gene Ontology annotation, molecular function: D-glucose:sodium symporter activity. The record is from RefSeq and is a predicted model, not a curated record. The transcript is spliced from 15 exons.
GCCAAUUCAAGAAGCAAUGGAGCCAAGCAGGGCCACUCUGUCAUCUGCCACCACUAGCAGCUGGGAGGCCUUUCCUCAACAGACCUUGGAGGCUGUGGAUAUUGUUGUCCUGGUUUUGUACUUCGUAUUUGUUCUGGCCGUUGGGCUGUGGUCUAUGUGGAAGACAAAACGAAGCACCGUGAAGGGCUACUUCCUAGCUGGAGGCGAGAUGGUCUGGUGGCCAGUGGGGGCUUCCCUAUUUGCCAGUAAUGUUGGCAGUGGACAUUUCAUUGGCCUGGCUGGCUCUGGUGCAGCCUCUGGAAUUGCUGCCACAGCCUACGAGUGGAACGGCAUGUUCUGUGUUUUGGUGCUGGCAUGGCUGUUUCUUCCUAUCUACAUUGCAGCUGGGGUUACAACCAUGCCAGAGUAUUUACAGAGACGAUUUGGUGGCAAAAGGAUACAGAUCUUCCUAGCAAUUCUCUACUUGUUUAUCUAUAUAUUCACCAAAAUCUCAGUUGACAUGUAUGCUGGGGCGCUGUUUAUCCAACAGGCUUUGCACUGGGAUCUCUAUGUGGCUGUCAUUGGCCUGCUGAUCAUCACAGCGGUUUACACGGUGGCAGGUGGCCUUGCAGCGGUGAUCUACACAGACACCCUGCAGACUGUCAUCAUGCUGGCCGGCGCCCUGAGUCUCAUGGGCUUCAGCUUUGCCAAAGUUGGAGGGCUUGAAGACCUGCAGAACAGAUACUUCAAGGCAAUUGCUAGUGACCGGGAUGGCAACAGCACCUGUGGCCUGCCCAGAGAAGAUGCUUUCCACAUAUUCCGAGACCCUGUCACCUCUGACCUUCCCUGGCCAGGAGUCUUGGUUGGAAUGACCAUCCCAUCCUUGUGGUACUGGUGUACAGACCAGGUCAUUGUUCAAAGGUCUCUUGCAGCCAAGAACCUGUCCCACGCCAAAGGAGGUGCGCUGCUGGCCUCCUACUUGAAAAUCCUGCCCCUCUUUAUGAUGGUUUUGCCUGGCAUGAUCAGCCGCAUUCUCUUUCCAGAUUUAGUGGCCUGUGCUGAUCCAAAAGUCUGUAAAGUGAUCUGUGGCAACCCAUCUGGAUGUUCUGACAUUGCAUACCCCAAACUUGUCAUUGAACUUCUGCCAAUAGGACUAAGAGGGCUCAUGAUGUCCGUGAUGAUUGCUGCACUGAUGUCCUCUUUGACUUCCAUCUUCAACAGCGCAAGCACCAUUUUCACCAUGGAUCUCUGGCGGCAUUUCAGGCCUCUUUCUUCUGAAUGGGAGCUCAUGAUCGUUGGCAGGGUGUUUGUACUGCUCCUUGUAGUAAUUUCCAUUUUGUGGAUCCCACUGGUGCAGGCAAGCCAAGGUGGCCAACUCUUCAUUUACAUCCAGACCAUCAGUUCUUACCUGCAACCUCCUGUGGCUGUAGUUUUCAUUCUGGGUUGCUUCUGGAGGCGAACAAAUGAAAAGGGUGCGUUUUGUGGUCUUUUGGUUGGAAUGGUAAUGGGCCUGAUCCGUAUGGUUCUGGAUUUCAUCUACCUGCAACCACAGUGUGGUGAGCCAGACAACCGGCCAGCUGUGGUGAAAUACGUUCACUAUCUCUACUUCUCCAUGAUCCUGGGAUUGGUCACACUAGUCCUGGUGGUGGUUAUCAGCCUCUUGACGGAGCCUCCUCCUGAAGAAAUGAUCAGCCGUCUUACGUGGUUCACGCGUAAGGAUGUUCCAGUAGAGAAGGAUGCUGCAACAAGCCCUGGCAGUCCCUCACCCAUCCCUGCCAAUGCAAUCCAUGAGGCUGACCCUCCUCCUGCAGCGCAGCUCGAUAUCAGUGAGGACUCUGGAAAAGUUUGCGACAAUAAUACACGUACCUUGCAGAGCAAGAAGGCCUCUAAACUAACGAGGUUGCUGUUGUGGAUCUGUGGGAUGGAAAGCAAAGGGAAGGACUCUACUGAGGCUGCUGUGGAGAUCAAAGCAGAGGCUGCUGUGGCUUCACUGGCCGAAGCACCGCUGGUGAAACACAUCCUCAAUGUCAACUUGAUAUUGUGCAUGAGCGCCGGUGUCUUCCUCUGGGCCUACUUUGCAUAGCAUCUCACUGUGCCAAUUUAAGGGACGCUGUCAAUGCUGUUCAGCCCCACACUUGAAUUACACUAGAAAUGACUAAGAUGAAUGAUAACCCUAAAUAAUGAUUUUGCACUAUAUAUGAUAGAUUUCUUAAAUUCUAAAGAAAAGAAAGGAAUGUGAAGUACUUAAAGAAUUCAUCUGUGGUUGGAUACGGAGCAUAUUCAACAUAAUCUGAUCCCCAGCGGUUAUUAUGGGCAAAGGCUUGUGGAAGGUUUGCUUGGGAGAAAGUUCUUUUAGAACUAAACAACACACCUUUCUUUGGGUUCAUACUUCCUCGCAGUCACGUGGUCCCAAUGGCCAAUAUUGCGCUCUGCCUCACUUGUUGCUCUGCAUCUUCCAUAUCAUUAUCCUCUGAUUUUUGUGCCCGUGUGACGGGGAUACUCUAGUUCCCCACAGCACGGGGGAAAGAACUGUGUUGGCAGGGGCUGCCAUCCCCCUCACGACCGCUGCCACUGCCACCAGGGUAAUCGCAGCACAAUGUGGUGUAGUUCAGUACAGUGCGGUAUAGUGGUUACAGUGUUGGACUGGGACUCGGUAGACCCAGGUUCAAGUCCCCGCUCAGCCAUGAAGCUCCCUGGGUGACUUCGGGCCAGUCGCUGACUCUCAGCUUAACCUACAUCACAGGGUUGUUGUGCAGAUAAAAUGAAGAGAAGAAUUAUGUACCCUGCCUCAAGGUCUUUGGAGGAAAAAGUGGAAUAUACAUGUAACAAAUCAAUUAUAUCAGCUUGGUGUUCUCUGUGGUAUGUUCGCUUCAUAAAUAUCCUGUUUGUGGACAUUCAGUUUGAUAGUAAAGUGCCAAACUGGAGACAUUCUUGAACAGGUAGACCUUGGAGGCACUGCAAAUGUAAGUCAGUUUGGAAUUUAUUAGGCCAACCAAAAGGUCACAAAAAUGUGCAAGCUUUCAAGAUAUCUCUUCAUCAGACUAGUUUUUAUUUAU